AUUGAAAUAUCUACAUGUCUAUCUAUAGCUACAAAAGAGCGAGAGCCCGCUGUUUCUACUUUUUGCAAUCUGUUCAAUGUUCACGCCUGUCUUCACGUUAGUAAAACAGAAACGUAGUUAGGGUAUAGACGUUUUUUGUUUCGUACUUCAAAAAACAAUAAGCAAAUCUGGUAUCCAGUGUGCAACUUCGUUAGAUUUCUUGUGUUUUUGUACUGUGUUGGUGAUUUAUCAUCGCAUAUUGUGGAUUUUAUUUUUUUGUUAGAAUUACCAGGAUGAUCUGGCAGCGAUGACGUCAGACAAGAAGAUGGAGUCGAAAGGCACCCAGAUCCACUUGCCGCUGAUCAGUCGCGGUAGCCGUGGAGAGAUUAGCGACAAAGUUACUUUCUCACAGGUGAAGUCGCCGCCGGAACAGCUCAAUAAUGGACAAGUUUUGGGGGGCUCACAAAUUAAUUUGUGCAAUGGUGGAGCUGGAGCCAUGGCCUUGGUCCCGAAGAUUCCCAAUGGUUCAGCGUGCCAGAAGAAACCAAUGGCCACCCUCACACAUCUGCCCAAGCGGCCACCUGUGGACAUAGAAUUCUCAGAUCUCUCUUACUCAGUCAGUGAAGGAAGAAAGCGAGGUUAUAAAACUCUUCUCAAGUGCAUCAAUGGUACAUUCAGGUCCAGUGAAUUGACAGCUAUAAUGGGACCAUCGGGUGCCGGGAAAAGUACUCUUAUGAAUAUCCUUGCUGGUUACAAAACCUCAAACGUGAGUGGCUCAAUACUGAUCAACGGUAAAGAAAGGAAUCUCCGACGCUUCAGGAAGUUGUCCUGCUACAUCAUGCAGGACGACUGUCUCCUGCCACACUUGACAGUGCGUGAAGCAAUGACGGUGUCCGCAAACCUCAAACUAGGCAAAGACAUGACUGUCAACGCCAAGAAUAUUGUUAUAGACGAAAUCCUCGACACGUUAAGUUUGAAAGAAGCGGAAGACACGCGAACAAUAAACCUGUCUGGUGGUCAGAGGAAGCGGCUUUCCAUCGCUUUGGAGUUGGUUAAUAAUCCUCCAGUGAUGUUCUUUGAUGAGCCGACGUCGGGUUUGGAUAGUUCUUCUUGUUUCCAGUGUAUAUCGUUGCUAAAGUCUCUAGCUAGAGGCGGAAGAACCAUCAUAUGUACGAUACAUCAGCCGUCUGCGAGGCUGUUUGAGACGUUUGACUAUUUGUACACGUUGGCGGAAGGACAGUGUAUAUAUCAGGGAUCUGUUAGGGAUCUGGUACCUUUCAUGUCGACGAUGGGCCUGCAUUGUCCGAGUUAUCACAAUCCAGCUGAUUACGUAAUGGAAGUGGCGACGGGUGAACACGGCGAGUGGGUUCAUAAGUUGGUGCUAGCCGUGAAGAAGCCUGAACGGCCUCAUGCCUCUGCCUCCAAUUGUGUCUACAACAACCUCGCUAAGAACAACAUUCAGAAGGAGGCCUUGGAGAUUGUUAUCGACAAGCCCACCUGCACAGUGCUAGAUCUCUCAAGCUCGGAACCAACUUCCGAGAAACCGCCGAUUCCAAACUCGAACAACCUUGCGCCAGUCACCUGCACCACAUCUCUUCUCGAUUCCAACGAGAGCUUCAACAAGAAACCCCAACACACCGGCUUCCCAACAUCGGGGUGGAAGCAAUUUUGGAUCUUAUUGAAACGGACCUUCAAGAGCAUCAUAAGAGAUCCAACACUGACUCAUUUAAGACUAAUUUCGCAUACAGUGGUCGGUUUGCUUAUUGGAAUGCUGUAUUAUGAUAUUGGAAUGGAUGCUGCAAAUGUUCAGAGCAAUGCUGGAUGUAUUUUCUUCACUGUAAUGUUCACAAUGUUUACUGCUAUGAUGCCUACUAUUUUAACAUUCCCAAUGGAGAUGAGUGUGUUUGUGAGGGAGCAUCUGAAUUACUGGUAUUCACUCAAAGCGUUCUACUUCGCUAAGACGAUAGCGGACUUGCCUUUUCAGAUCGUGUUUAGCGGUGUCUACGUAAUAAUCGUGUACUUUAUGACGAGUCAACCAAUGGAAUUGGAUCGGAUAUUAAUGUUCGCGGCCGUUAAUAUCCUCACGGCGCUGGUCGCCCAAUCCCUAGGCCUUCUCAUUGGUGCCGCUAUGAAGAUCGAAACGGGGGUCUAUCUCGGGCCCGUGACUACAAUCCCAGUGGUCCUAUUCUCAGGUUUCUUCAUCAAUUUUGACGCCGUACCCGAAUACUUAUCUUGGCUCACAUAUGUCAGUUACAUUCGAUAUGGAUUCGAAGGAGCCAUGCUAUCCGUCUAUGGAUACGACAGAGAAAAACUCAAAUGCUCCAUCGACUUCUGCCAUUACAGAAAGCCGAGCCAAUUCCUCAAAUAUAUGAGCAUGAAUGACGCAAACUUCUGGGUUGACAUCGGUGCUCUAACCGUGUUCUUUAUCGGUAUUAGAAUAAUCUCCUAUCUAGUUCUAAGAUUCAAGUUAAAAAUGAUGCAGUAGAGCACAAACCGCUUUGUAUUUACGGUGAUAAUUCUUUCCAUUUUAUCGAGUUAGCAACACUGCCGUGUCAGUUGAAACUGACAACUGUCAUCUGGCAACUGACUUGUCGGCUGACAGCUGUCAGUUUUAUUGUUUACGCCGGCGCAAUUAGUGGUCGACGUAGGUUUAUAUGUAGUUUUCGAAAUAAUUAGCUUUAUAGUAUGCAGUUCGACUUAGUCGAUAGUUUAUAAGUAAUUAGGUUAAGAUUUUAUAGUUGAUCGGGCCCAUGACUUAAUUUUAAGUUUAAUAUUGAUAUUAUUUUCAUGUAAUCAUUGCAUUCGUAGAUGUUUACGUACGUUUAAUGGUAUCUUUGUCUCAGUCUGUCAAAAUCACAUUAAUUAUUUGAAGUUUAUUCAACAUGGCUAAAAACAUUGAAAAAGAGAACAACUAGCUAAAUAUUUUUUAACAACAGGUCAAGUUAUAUUGUCUUUUAUAUAUGUUAGCUUUACUAUUUCAUGUAAAUCAAUAGUAUUAGUCCUCUAAAGUUUGUAGCCAUUGAAGGUCACGCUCGCUCGUGUGACUAGUUCGUAACAAUACGAUUGUUUACACGUACGUACGUAUGUUUUGGUUUUUUUCACCGUAGUUAUCUACAGUACCUUCUGGUGCCGUGUAAUUAAAGAUUUAUAAGGCUAAGGGCCUGUUUCACAAUCUAUGGAUAAAGUACCAAAUAGCAUGAAUUAUUCAAAUGAUAAAAGUUCCGAAUAAGAUACUUCGCGUUUCAUGACGAAUAGCGCUAUCUGACAGUCGUGAAACGCAAAAAUACUGUUUAUCCCACCAAUAAGUAAUAGAUAGCUUAUUUGGAACUUAUCCGGACAUUGUGAAACAUACCCUAAGAUGUGUAAAUCCAGUAACAAUUUGCCAUGUAUUUUUUGUAUGGGCCAUAGAAUAAACAAUAGAAGCCAAAUCUCAAUGAGAUUUAGUCUGUUUCUAGCAAUUGUAUUAAACACCUUAAUUAUAUACGAAUUGCGUCUAUACAUUUCUUAGUUCUCGCCUUUUAAAGAUUUUUAUUAUUCUGCACUGGUAUUAGAUCUUUCACUUAAUUUUUAUAAGAGUAGGAACAAGACAGAAACUUUACGAAAAAUUAAUCCUUUCUAGACAAAUUUGGUCUCAUUAGAGUCUAAAUGUGCUUUGCCUUUACUGGCCUUUUGUGAUAAAUUACCUAAUAUUUGUUUUCAUUUAUUUUAGAAUGCACUUGCCAACUAUCACAAAAUAUCUUAGAAGUUCCUCAUUGGGAUUAUAUUUCCUGUGUUAAGACUAGCGAUUGAGAAUUACUUUUCUUGACUACCCACUUUGUAUGAAAAUGAAAUUAGUCACACUUUGUCACGUGACCAUUUUUAAGAAAAUUACUGGGUCACUCUCAAGCCCCUACUCUAAAAGUUUCAAUAGAUAUCUCGUUUCAAUAUCAAGGUUAGGGCGGAUAUUGAGAGAUCACUUGCAUACAAAAACCUAGAGGUCGGUAUCGCUUUCGCUACAAGAGAUAAUUGAGUGAUGGCUCGAUUUCGUGAUUAAGUUAGUACAAAAGUUAGGGCAAUAGGAGUAUUUGUUCAGUAAAUUUUAUUACUCGAACAGUAUAGAAAAAAUGUUGUGAAGUCUAUUUAUGAAAUGUCUAUGGACUAUACAUUAAGGGUCGAGACUUAGAGCUAUAGCUUGACAUACUUGAGUCAUGAACAGUAUUAGAUUUUUACCAUAUAGGAAUCAUCUAUAUGUUAAAAUCUAAUACUGUUUUCAGAGUCAUACUUAGCACAAAGUCUCGUUUGAACCAUACCCUUACAUUAUAAAUAAAAUUGCAAAAAUAAUAUCAUAUUUUGUAAUAUGGUUAUGUAUUCAUUAUAUUUAAUUUAAUAUCACUUCGACUACAUUUCUCUGUAUGUAUAUCCCAAUUUAGAAUUUAAUACUCUGUAUUUUCGUUAGGAAUAAUUGGUAUUUUUAAUUUUAAUAAAGUCGGUCUUAUUAUAAAACAUGGACUAAAGAUUGAUAUGUAUGUAAAAUGGUUGGUUUAUGUAAUGGUUAUGGUAGUAUAAAAUUUAUAAUAAGGCCGGAUACGUUAUAUGUGAUAAUUGGUUACAUGUUCAAUGUAGUUAUGAAAUAGGGUGCGUUAUAAUAAUUUAUAGUUUUAUUUUGUAUUACAAUCACUAUUUGGGGCCUAUCAUGAACCGUUAACACAUGCCAAGCGGUUAUUUUCUAUAGUAUUGUGACUUUAUUUGAUGUUAAGUGUUGUGUAUAAACAUUUACACAGUCUAAAGGCUUAUUUUGGCCUUUUAAUAAUCGAAAAAUUAUUCCCUGAAAUUUAUAAGGUUUUCUAGGAAGUGACUUUGCCCUGCAACUAGUCAAAUAUAUACCGCUUACAUCGUUUCUGACCUAUCAAAUGGUUAUAAUACGAUAUAUAUAUAUAUAUUAAAAACGUCGAAACAGUACGUAGAACGUCCAAAACCGGGGUUUUUGAUGGCUUGGCUUUAGUCACGUGAUCAUUACGUUGGCAUGUUUAAUUAGUUCAUGGAUUUGCGUAUUUAGUUUUAUGUAGGCCUCCAGGUUCUAUUUUUAGUGUAUAAUGUAUAAACAAUGCAAGUAUAUUUAUGAUAUAAUACACUUGUGGUUAGUGUAUGAAUUUUAUAAUUCAGUCAGUAAAUUAAGUCAGUGUAAUAUACAAUUACUUCAUAAGUAAAAAAUGUGUUCCAUUUUUUCACUUAUGAAGUAAUUAUUCACAUUUAAAUGUUUUCGAAGCCUUCGCAAUAUUUUAAUGAGCUGUUCAUUGUUCCGUUUCACGCGAUUUUUCGAUUUUGACAGACUAAGAACAAGAAAUGGCAGGCGUACAUAUCUUAUUCGCCGUUCACUACAUUCUAGCUGUAAUAGUUAAACUUUAAUUAUGCUAUCUUUCAUAAUUCUCUUCGUCGGUAUCUUAAUUACCAGUAUUUAUGGAUUAUUAAUAAACGACUGUGAUUUUUAUAGUGAA
Molecule: messenger RNA, 5453 nt
Organism: Pieris rapae (cabbage white)
Lineage: Eukaryota; Metazoa; Arthropoda; Insecta; Lepidoptera; Pieridae
Gene: Atet
Product: ATP-binding cassette sub-family G member 1
Exons: 8
Coding region: 287-2464 (725 amino acids)
Cellular component (GO): plasma membrane
Molecular function (GO): ABC-type transporter activity; ATP binding; ATP hydrolysis activity
Source: RefSeq, a predicted model, not a curated record